Messenger RNA from Colletes gigas, 579 nucleotides. RefSeq lists its product as uncharacterized. Bases 78 to 542 code for a protein of 154 amino acids. The transcript has 4 exons. Gene Ontology annotation, molecular function: chitin binding. The record is from RefSeq and is a predicted model, not a curated record. NCBI's taxonomy places the organism in Eukaryota, Metazoa, Arthropoda, Insecta, Hymenoptera, Colletidae. Gene Ontology annotation, cellular component: extracellular region.
GCGGCUGCUGCAUCAGCCGAGUAUCGAAUCGGUGCGCAGAAAAUUCCAAAAAGUCUCCUUCGUCGGGAGAUUCAAGCAUGGAUCAGGGAGUUUCGUUGCUGUUUAAAUAUUUUCUGCUGUUACGCACGUCGAUGGCAGUGAUCGCUUUACCAACCCUGGGUUACGUCGAUCGACAUCGCUUGGAGACGUACGAGGAUCUGUCAGCGGAGUCGAGCGAUUUCGAUCUCUUCGGCAAUUUGACCUUCCGAUUUUCCUGCGAGGGCAAACAGAUCGGUUUGUACGCCGACGUGGACUACGACUGUCGAGUUUUCCACGCCUGCGACGAUUUUGGACAAGGAUUCCCGGUUAUCUGUCCCAACGACACGUUGUUCGAUCAAAGAGAACGAGUCUGCUCAGACGAAGGGCACGUCGACUGCGUACACGCGGACGAAUGGUUUUACUUGAACGAGUUAACGUACUCUAUGGAAAUGAUGGAAGGAAACGAUACGAAGCUGGAAGAAAUAGAAGAAAUUCCUUCGGUUCUACCCCUCUUGCUGCAGUAAUGCACCUGAAUCUAGCCCCAUGUAAAAUAAUAUGGCA